AUGUGGGACCGCAAAUUCUUUGGCCUCGCAGGCCUCAGCCUCCUGGCCUCCCAGGCCGCCGCCCAGGUCCUCAGCACUUCGAGCCGCUGGAUCGUCGACUCGAGCGGAGCGCGCGUGAAGCUCCGCUGCGCCAACUGGGCGGGCCACAUGGAGACCAAGAUCCCAGAGGGCCUGCAGAGCCAAUCGGCCGCCUACAUCGCCAAGUGGAUCGGGGACAACGGCUUCAACUGCGUGCGCCUCACCUACUCGAUUGACAUGGCCAUGAACCCGUCCGAGGCCGUGUCCGAUGCCUUUACUGCGGCAGGCGAGUCUGCGGGCAUUGCCGCCGCCGACAUGACGGCCCUCUACGAUUCCGUCGUCAGCAAGAACUCGUGGAUCUCCUCGGCCACGACGCAGUCGACGUUUGCCCGUGUCAUCGACGAGCUGGCCGCCAACAACGUCAUGGUCGUCCUGGACAACCACGUCUCGCAUGCAUCGUGGUGCUGCGGCGGCUCCGACGGCAACGGCUGGUGGGAUGCUGCCACCGGGUACAACGAUGCCAGCUCGAGAUAUUUCAACACCACCGCAUGGCUGGCCGGCCUGGCCGCCAUGGCCGAGUUCUCGUCGGCGCACCCCAACGUCGUCGGCAUGGCGCUCCGCAACGAGCUCCGCGCCGGCUCAGGCCAGGACGCCGACGGCGCGCACGCCGACUGGUACAAGUUCGUCGGGCAGGGCCUGAACUCGAUCCACAGCGCCAACGCGGACCUGCUCAUGGUCGUCGGUGGGCCCUCGUACGCGACCGACAUGUCGUUCCUGUACAACAACCCGCUCGACCGCUCGGCCUACCCGGACAAGGUGGUGUGGGAGUUCCACAACUACCAGUGGUCGUGGUCGUACAGCGACUGCGCCGACCACCAGGCCAAGCUGGGCCAGAAGACGGGCUUCCUGCUGUCCGAGGGCAAGGACUACACCGGCCCGCUCUGGCUCUCCGAGUUCGGCUGGAACCUCGACACCCCCUCCGCCGUCGAGAUCGACUACUACACCUGCCUCGUCGACUACAUGACCGGCAACGACGCCGACUGGGCCUUCUGGGCCCUGCAGGGCAGCUACUACAUCCGCGACGGUCAGACCAACUUCGAGGAGACCUUCGGCAUAGUGAACAAGGAUUGGAGCGAUUGGAGGAACACCAGCUUCCCGACCAUCUUGGGCAAGAUGUUCGAUGUCACCCAGGGCCCUUGA
This is a messenger RNA of Lasiodiplodia theobromae, 1218 nucleotides long. RefSeq names its product Glycoside hydrolase family 5. The transcript has a single exon. NCBI's taxonomy places the organism in Eukaryota, Fungi, Ascomycota, Dothideomycetes, Botryosphaeriales, Botryosphaeriaceae. Gene Ontology annotation, molecular function: hydrolase activity, hydrolyzing O-glycosyl compounds. Bases 1 to 1218 code for a protein of 405 amino acids. The record is from RefSeq and is a predicted model, not a curated record.